Molecule: messenger RNA, 390 nt
Organism: Entrophospora candida
Lineage: Eukaryota; Fungi; Glomeromycota; Glomeromycetes; Entrophosporales; Entrophosporaceae
Source: the annotation of a GenBank genome assembly
AUGACUGAUCGCAAACAUCAAACCAAUCAAGACUAUCAAGACCAACAAGACCAUCAAGGUCAUCAAGGUCAUCAAGGUUAUCAAGACCAACAAGACCAACAACCAACAAAAACCAAUGCUAAUUUGAAAUAUUAUAAGGGUGCUGCCCAAGAAUCACUCGGUAAAACGUUGGGUAAUGAAAAAAUGAAACUUGAAGGCGAAUCAUUAAAAUUACAAGGUCAAGGUGAACGUGAAGCCAUUAAAAUUCAAGGUCAUAACGAAGGUACAAAAGAAAAAGCAACUGGUACCACCAAAGAAAAAGUUGGCCAUGUGUUGGGCAAUAAAAGAAUGGAAAAUGAAGGCACUGCAACGAAACUUUCUGGUGAUGCAAAACAUCACAAUAAUUAUUAA